GCGCGCGCAGGCGUCUCUUUCCCGAUCACUUCCGGCUUGGCGGGGCGGAUGGAGGUCGUCCACACAGCGGGCGGCUGACUUUCUUGUUGAUGGAGUUGGCGAGCUACUCACAUGGCUCCGGACACCUCCCGCGGGCCGGGCGUCACCUCGGCCGGCUUUUAGCGAGACCUAGCGUGGGGGACACCAGGCGAGGAAAAAAAAAGGGACGCUUCUUGUAGUUUGCGUGGCAGUUUUUCGCGUUGCGAGCGUGACCAAGUUAGACCGCCUAUUCCACGCUCCUUCUUUAAUACAGGGUAAUAGUCGAUGUAUUGACGUCGAUAAUAAGUAUUUAUUCCACGUUGAGUCGAGUUAACUCAAUAAAUUCCUACCGGAGGCGUCUGUGAGAGACAACUCGUAAGGCAUGAUUUCUACCUCGACUGACCCUCAAAGCCGUUCACCUCCCUCCAUUUUAAGGGGAACUAGUCUGAUGUUCACUCGGCCUUCAGGGCCCUUGGCCUUGCCGCGGGGAUGGCAGCAUUUGCCCUAAACCGGAACGCCCUCGCAAUCAUGAACGGCGGUAAUCAGUUUCACGUCCGGCAAGGUACCACUGGUACCAGCCCCCGAGAUAGUAGCAGCACGACUGGCCGACCGGUGCUGCAAGUUCCAAAUCAGGGCCCCUACUGCCAACUGCUGGGUGGAUCGCCCUACAGCCCAGCCAGCGCUCAGACGAGCCUCACUAGGACGCCGGGUCGCCCUUUCGUCUUCCCGCUCUCCCCCGGCCCCACCUCCCGCGUUCGCUCUCCUUCGCGAGAAAGCACUCGAAUAAAGGUCACUGAAUGCCUUCUUUCCUCUGUGUGUGAGUUGCAGGUCAAGGGUAAAGUGGGCAUUUUCGAAGCGCACAUUUCUGGGACUCGUGCAAAGGUGCUCACCAGCGAGCUCCAGUGCAGCCCUCGGUCUCCGAGACGAGCGGCGGGCCAAGUCCCGCCUCCUCCCAGCCGCGGCAGGGCAGCCCUCGAAUGCUCAAUGACCCAGGCCCGCCGGAGUCAAGUUCCUCCCGCUCUCCAAAAUGGGAGAGAAGGCGAGCAUGAAGCAGUGCACGGAGAGAGCAAGCGGGAAGAAAGUUGCGUGAUUAACAAAAGCAACGACUCGGCGACAUUGUUUGUUGAAAACGGCUGCCAUUCAAAAACAAUAGAAGCUCCCCGGUCAGAUGGACCACUCCUUGUCCAGGGUCCCCCGGAGACCUUGGAGACGCCUUCAGCCAAAGAUGGAGGGAUAAAAGAGGACAGCGGGGUGAAGGAAAACAAACAAACACCGGGAGAUGACGGAGAUUCAAAGGAGAGAGAGGUGAACGCCAGACAGCAGUCGGGUCCUGAGGUGCUGCUGCGCACGGAGACCGACAUGUUGGGCGCCCAGCCAGACGCAUCUGCGUCAAAGCCUCCGGGUCCCCCUCGUCUGACCAACACGUCUUCCGCCGUCCUUCCGUCCAUCCCCGCCGUCAUCAUUACCGACCACGGCCUAGAGAGCCACCCAGAAACCCCCGUCGGCACCCCGAGUCCCACUUCGAGCCCCGUGCCCCCGUCCAACGCCUCGGUGCGCUCCCUCAGGAAGCUGUCUUCCUCCUCAGCCUCCUCGGCCGGCUUCUCCUCCUCUUGGGAAGAGUCGGAAGAGGAUAUUUCCGACACAGAGAGAGGGGGGCACCUUCUCACCCCGGCGCAGCUGAGCUCGCGACAGAAAGCACACAAGUCAUGGAAGAAAAUCAAGAACAUGGUCCACUGGUCACCAUUUGUAAUGUCCUUCAAGAAGAAAUAUCCCUGGAUACAACUGGCAGGACAUGCUGGGAGCUUCAAGGCAGGAGCCAACGGUCACAUCUUAAAAAAACACUGCGAGUGCGAGCAGCGCUGUCUGUCCCUCCUGAUGCGGGACGUGCUGUGUCCGUAUGUGCCCGGUUACCACGGCGACGUGGAGAAGGAUGGCCAGAAGUAUAAUCAGAUGGAGGACCUGCUGGCUGAGUUUGACUGCCCGUGUGUGAUGGACUGCAAGAUGGGCGUGAGGACAUAUCUGGAGGAGGAGCUGACCAAGGCCCGCAAGAAGCCCACCCCGCGGCCGGAUAUGUAUCAGAAGAUGGUGGAGGUAGACCCCGAGGCGCCCUCGGCCGAGGAGAACGAGCAGAAGGCGGUCACCAAGCCCCGGUACAUGCAGUGGCGGGAGACCAUCAGUUCCACCGCCACGCUGGGCUUCCGGAUAGAAGGAGUCAAGAAGGAGGACGGGACAGUCAACAGAGACUUUAAGAGGACAAAGACGCGUGAGCAAGUCAUGGCGGCCUUCCGCGAUUUUGUCAAAGGCGACAAGGACAUACUGAGUAUCUACCUAGCCAGGCUGAAGGAAAUCAGAAGCACUCUGGAGACGUCGCCCUUCUUUAAAACUCACGAGGUGAUCGGCAGCUCCCUGCUGUUCGUCCACGACAGCAAAGGCAGAGCCAAAGUGUGGAUGAUCGACUUUGGAAAGACGAUGGCCCUCCCUGAGGGCCAGGAGCUCGACCACCGAGCGUCCUGGCAGGAGGGCAACCGGGAGGACGGCUACCUUUUCGGACUGGACUGUCUGGUGGAUAUCAUUUCUGCCUUGUUGGACUCUGAAAUAUGAGCGCUUUUACUAUUAUUAUUGUUAUUAUUAUUGUUAUUAUUUAAUCCGCAGCGGAAACAUUUGGAAACACGCACGCUCUCGUCUUCGGAUGUCAUUUUUGCAGAUGUUCGUUCCCUAAAGGGGAAAAAAAAAAACACUCAAACCUACUCUUUCAUGCAUCUUUAAAAGAUACACCGACACACCCUUUUAUUUCAAGUAACAGCAACAGAAUUACGACAGUUGCAGAUGUGGAUAAUCUGUCAUGGAGUAUUAGGCAAAGACUGAAAAGAAGACAAAAAUGACACUAAAUUAAUGUUCGUGAUCUCUCGCAAAUAAAGUUAUUUAUUUUUGAGAAAAAAAGUUAGAAGACCAUAAAUUUAUUGUAUUUAAAGCGGCUCCACUGAUAUUCUUCCCUUUCCCUGUCAUGGUUUUAGUCUGGUUAUAUGACUUUAAUCUUGAAAAUAAUUGAGAUGU
This is a messenger RNA of Hippocampus comes (tiger tail seahorse), 3072 nucleotides long. It is a transcript of the gene itpkb, whose product is annotated as inositol-trisphosphate 3-kinase B. The transcript is spliced from 12 exons. Gene Ontology annotation, molecular function: inositol hexakisphosphate kinase activity. Bases 508 to 2619 code for a protein of 703 amino acids. Lineage: Eukaryota; Metazoa; Chordata; Actinopteri; Syngnathiformes; Syngnathidae. The record is from RefSeq and is a predicted model, not a curated record. Gene Ontology annotation, cellular component: cytoplasm; nucleus. Gene Ontology annotation, biological process: inositol phosphate biosynthetic process; phosphatidylinositol phosphate biosynthetic process.